This is a messenger RNA of Capsaspora owczarzaki ATCC 30864, 2083 nucleotides long. RefSeq lists its product as hypothetical. The transcript has a single exon. The record is from RefSeq and is a predicted model, not a curated record. NCBI's taxonomy places the organism in Eukaryota, Filasterea, Ministeriida, Capsasporidae. Bases 19 to 1878 code for a protein of 619 amino acids.
CUUCGUCUACCUUCGGACAUGGCCGCAGCCCAGCCCCAGUCCGUUACCAUCACAUUGCGCGAACUUGGUGCUCUCAAUGCGCCCACCGACUUGCAGACGCAGCUCCUGCAGCACAACGUACUCCACCUCUUUUCGCGAGAUGUGCCGUAUGGUUUCCUCGGCGUGCAGCCGCUCCUGACAGGUCGUGCCUCGGCGCCCCCGCACUAUCUCACAGGCCCUGGUGGCGUUGGCAAGAGCGGCAUCCUGUUCAUGCUGGUGGUCGAAGUUCUGCGUCACAACAACGCGGUGCUCAACGGUCGCGCGUCGCCAGUCCCGAACGCCGCCAACGAGCCUGUCCUCAUCAUCUACGUACCGAAUGCAGACGAGAUUGUGAGUGCUGCGCCGCAGGUUGCCGCAGAGUUGAUGCUCGGGCAUGUUCAUCGUGCCAACGACAACGCGCUACAGGUCGAGCAGUGGCCCUCGACUAUCUCGACGCGCGUUCGCGACUGGUGGACGAAGCUGAGACAGACUCUAGACCGCGACGCUCCUGCUCUCGAAAUCUGGGAAGCGGUUUUGGCGCUCCUGCGUCAGCAGCCGCUUCGCGCCCUGUUUGCCAUUGACCAGUGGAACGCGCUCGUCACCGCCAGCAACCUGCCGGACAAUCACCCGCUGCGACCGAUGCGAUCCAUUGCCUUCGCCACCUAUCUCUCGCAGCUCAUCACCGCCGUGAGCUCGUCCUUUGGCGCGGUCGUUCUCCAGCCCGGGGUCUUCCGUGACGCUGAGCGCACCACUCGACAAGUGGAUGUGAGGCGGCUGACCCCGGCCGAAGGAGAGGCCCUGCGCGGGAUCUGGAACCAACGUGCGAGCCCCAUCGUCUCGCCUCAAGACAUGCGCGCCGUUGUGGAGCGGACUGGAGGCAUUCCGCGGCUGUGCGAGUUCUACUACUGGUCUCGGCGAGACACUGCCAUGGCUUUUGACCGCCUUUGCAUCAACUACUACUUGGAGCGCUUCCACGGCGUGGCGCGGCAUCUCGCGGGUCGUUUGGACGACACCGACAUGACGCGUCGCUUCCAGGAGGAUCUAGUUUCGCUGUAUCUGCAGCGCCCGUCCCUUCAGUCGUCGCCCUCGGUCACGGCGCUCUGGGAGAGUACCGGAAUGCUCAUUCGGGACAACAACGAUCUGAACAAGCUCAUCCCACUCAACGCGUUCGUCAUGAGCGCUGCCACUAUGUUCAUCGACAGCACACUCGCUCAUCGACUGAGCACCAUCUACCACGACCCUCCCAUUCGCUGGCGUGCCCUCGAGCUGUUCGUGGCCGCUUGUCUUCGUUCAAACAGACUGACGGCCAUUCACUCGACCAACCUGCGGCGUGACACCCGGCGCAAACCGUUUACCAUCCAGUGCACUGCACCCCAUUUCCUGGACGCAAGCUUCUGCUCGGACGUUACGGCGUAUCUUGCGCAGCACAACGGCGGCCAACCCUUCCCGCUCGGCACCCUUCUCGCGCCGGCCUUCAACCUCCCGGUCGUCGACUACGUCACUUUUGCACCGUGCGGAGAUCCCCAGGGUCGACGGGCGGUCACCCACGAGCUUGUCUUUAUUCAAGUCAGCGCUGGCUCAUACGCCGACCACCACACCAAGCUGCCCCACCUCUACCAGCAACCACCGUCAUGGGGCGACACUCUCCUGCGUUCGUUUGAGCGCGCGUUCGGAAUCGCUCCCGCAGCAGUCCCGAUCGACCGCACGCAGCUUCCGCCGCGAGUCAGAUACAUCUACAUCACGGUAAGCUCGGUACGAAUGCAGCGAAACACGCUCGGCUCCGGAAGUCUCGUUCAUCUCGUUUCCGAAAACGAUGUCGAGGAAAUGGACCGCGCACGCUGGGCUGCCAUGGCUCAGUGACAACACACCAUUGCAUUGACCACGUUUUUUUUCUCGGCUUUACAUAUUGUUGGAGAUCCUCUGGGACUACAAAGUAAGUGUGGUGAGACGGGCACAGGCGCAACUUGACUUGUGUCCAUAUUUGGCAGGAGGGGCCCUCGCGACCGACACAAGGCCUCCAACGCAUUCCAUCGCCCUCAAACUAUCCUAUUUUGAUGCUUUGUUG